Messenger RNA from Gastrolobium bilobum, 1974 nucleotides. Its product is annotated as protein NRT1/ PTR FAMILY 2.9-like. The coding region runs from base 19 to 1842 and encodes 607 amino acids. Gene Ontology annotation, molecular function: transmembrane transporter activity. The record is from RefSeq and is a predicted model, not a curated record. Gene Ontology annotation, cellular component: plasma membrane. NCBI's taxonomy places the organism in Eukaryota, Viridiplantae, Streptophyta, Magnoliopsida, Fabales, Fabaceae. Gene Ontology annotation, biological process: transmembrane transport. The transcript is spliced from 4 exons.
UAUAUACAUAACAUAAUCAUGAAUACAAGAGGGGAAAGAGAGACAGAGAAAACAACUACGAUGACAACUGAGAAAGAAAUUGCGGAAAAUAAUGAGAAACAUGUGACAGAUGAUGAUCCUAAGAUUAACUACAGAGGUUGGAAGGCCAUGCCCUUCAUCAUAGGAAAUGAAACUUUUGAGAAACUUGGAGCCAUUGGCACCUUAGCAAACCUGUUGGUGUAUCUCACAACAGUAUUCAACCUGAAGAACAUCACAGCUACAAAUAUUGUUAACGUCUUCAGCGGCAGCACCAACUUUGCUACCUUGCUAGGUGCUUUCUUCUCGGAUACAUAUUUUGGUCGCUACAACACAUUAGGAUUCUGCACAGUCACUUCCUUUCUGGGAUUGCUCGUGAUUCAACUCACAGCAGCAUUUAAGAAUCUGCAUCCACCUCACUGUGGAAAGGAGAGCAAUACAUGUAAAGGGCCAACACUGGGUCAAAUGGCUUUUCUAGUGGCUGGUUUUGGUUUGUUGUUGGUAGGUGCUGCAGGGGUUAGACCAUGUAACUUGGCAUUUGGAGCUGAUCAGUUUAAUCCCAAUACAGAUUCAGGAAAAAAAGGAAUCAAUAGCUUCUUCAAUUGGUACUUCUUUACCUUCACUUUUGCCCAGAUGGUUUCCUUAACAUUUAUUGUCUAUGUCCAAUCAAAUGUGAGCUGGGCAGUGGGUUUGGGAAUUCCUGCUGCUUUGAUGCUCAUAUCAUGUGUGAUGUUUUUUAUGGGAACCAAAAUUUAUGUCAAAGUUAAACCAAGUGGUAGUCCCAUGACUAGUAUUGUGCAAGUUAUAGUGGUUGCUACCAAGAAAAGGAGGCUGAAACUACCUGCACAACAUUCAAUGAUUUCCCUCUUUAACUAUGUGCCACCCAAGUGUGUUAACUCCAGGCUUCCUCAUACAUAUCAAUUCAGGAUAUUGGACAAAGCAGCAAUUAUGACCCCACAAGAUAAAAUAAAUCCUGAUGGAUCUGCAGCUGAUCCUUGGAAUCUUUGCAGCAUGCAGCAAGUGGAAGAAGUGAAAUGUUUGCUGAGAGUGUUACCUGUAUGGUUUUCAGCCAUUUUUUACAAUUUAUCUAUUGUCCAACAGCACACUAUCCUUGUCUUUCAAGCCCUUCAAUCAGAUAGACGUGUUGGACACAGCAAUUUCAAGAUCCCUGGUGCAUCCUACUUUGUGUUCUUGAUGUUGACCAUGACAUUGUGGUUACCCAUCUAUGAUAGAAUAGCGGUCCCUUUUCUCCGAAGGCUCACUGGAAUAGAUAAUGGUAUCACAAUCCUUCAGAGGAUGGGAACUGGCAUAUUUCUAUCUACACUAAGCAUGCUAGUAUCUGGUGUGGUUGAAGAGCAUAGAAGAAAUCUUGCUCUAACCAAACCUAUUGGAGUACAACCAAGAAAAGGUGCCAUUUCAUCAAUGUCAGCACUAUGGCUAAUACCGCAGCUAGCACUAGCUGGACUAGCUGAAACAUUUAGUGCUGUUGGACAAGUUGAAUUAUACUAUAAACAAUUCCCUGAGAACAUGAGAAGCAUUGCAGGGUCACUUUUCUUUUGUGGCAUGGCCGGAUCAAGUUAUUUGAGUACUUUUCUUAUUUCACUUGUUCACCAAAUCACAGCCAAAUCUGCAACAGGGAAUUGGUUACCAGAGGAUCUUAACAAGGGUAGAUUGGAUUUGUUUUACUACAUGAUUGCUGCUCUUGAAGUCAUGAAUUUGGGGUACUUUCUAUUAUGUUCAAGAUGGUACAGGUAUAAAGAAACUGAUAGCAGUAGUAACCUUGAACUCAAUGAACUACCCAAACAAUCUGAAAUAGGCAAUGCAUGAAGGGAAAGAAUCCGUUUACAAAUUUUUUUUAUAAAUUUUUGUAAAUUAUACUAAGUCUGACCAGUCAUAUAUUCUUGAUUAAAAUAUAACUGGUCAGAUAUAAUGUAAUUUAUAAAAAUUUGUAAAUAAAAA